AUGUUCAAAGUCGAUUCCGGAUUCGAGAAACUCCAGGCAUCACGGCCAGACUUCCGCCGCGACGCCGAGGUCACAUUCUCCAAGCCCCCAAACCCAACAUGGAAAGAAGGCGACGGAGCCAACGAUGGCGGCGAGAGCCUGAAGAGAGACCAUGUCGAGAUCGAUCCGAAUGAAGAGGGCCGCCCAGUGGCCUCGAACUAUAAGCUCUUGAUUUCAGGCAUGGUCCCACGACCGAUUGCACUCAUCAGCACCCAAUCUGCAGACGGCAAAACCACCAACCUCGCUCCAUUCAGCUAUGCACAGCUCAUCAACCACGACCCGCCCCUGUUCACGGUCGGCUUUGUCGGGUCUUUGGAGAAGGCCAAGGAUACAAUGAGGAAUCUGAACGAAACGAAAGAGUGUGUGAUCAACAUUAUUUCUGAGCAUUUCGUGGAGGCUGCCAAUUCCACCGCCAUUAAUGCCCCUUAUGGCGUGUCCGAGUGGGAGAUUUCUGGCUUGCACCAGGCGCCAACCUCUGUUGUGAAGCCUGCUCGUGUUAAGGAGUCCAUUCUCUCGAUUGAGGGGAAGCUUGUCGAGGUCAAGGAAUUUGAAAGCCGACAGACGCCGGGUAAGAAGACUGGUGUGCUUGCUAUUAUCGAGGGUGUUCGGUUCUGGGUACGAGAUGAUGCUAUCAAUGAGGAAAGGAGCGUCAUCGAUCUGAAGGUUUUGAAGCCUAUCAGUCGCCUGGGAGGUAUUUCUUAUGGUCGGACCACUGAUGCUAUUGAGAUUCCUCGACCGCAGUUCUAG
Messenger RNA from Penicillium soppii, 786 nucleotides. Its product is annotated as flavin reductase family protein. NCBI's taxonomy places the organism in Eukaryota, Fungi, Ascomycota, Eurotiomycetes, Eurotiales, Aspergillaceae. The coding region runs from base 1 to 786 and encodes 261 amino acids. Gene Ontology annotation, molecular function: FMN binding. The transcript has a single exon. The record is from RefSeq and is a predicted model, not a curated record.